CUUUUCCCACCUCUGCUCACCAUGCUCAUCCCCUGUGCGUCGCAGAACAUGCUGGCGGGGGCGCUGUUUGGUCCAUGGCAGGGUCUGGUCCUGGCCUGUCUUCUGACCACCACUGGCUCUACCUUCUGUUACCUGCUCUCUGCUGCCUUCGGGAAGAGCUACGUCACACGCCUGUUCCCCGAAAAGGUGGACAUGCUGCAGAACAAGGUGGAGGAGAACCGUAGCAGUCUGUUCUUCUUCCUCCUGUUCCUGCGGUUCUUCCCCAUGACUCCUAACUGGUUCCUGAACGUCACGUCCCCCAUCCUCAACAUCCCUGUCUCCAUGUUCUUCUUCUCCGUACUCAUCGGUCUGAUCCCGUAUAACUUCAUCUGCGUGCGGACCGGCUCCAUCCUGUCAGAGAUCUCUUCCCUGGACGAUAUCUUCUCCUGGGGGACGCUGCUACAGCUGUUGGCCAUCGCCUGUGUGGCCCUGCUUCCCGGAGCCCUUAUCAAGCUCUACAGCCAGAACCACCUCCAACUGGACGGGCUGCAGCAGAAUGGACGACACAGACAGAACCAGGGACAAGCAGCUGACGACAGAAAGAGGAGAUGACCCUGCUGAAAUACAGCCAUGCUGGGUCUGAUUGACCUUGACUGACCCCGCUGGACUGGAUUGGCCACCACCACUACAGCUUUACACAGAGGAGUUUAUAGACUUGGUUUCAGGGGGAGAGAAACGUCUUAACUGCCACUAUGCCGAGGAUACUUAAAGGUCAUGAACAGUCGUGUUUUUCAUGAAAUCUGAUGAUAUUUGGAUGAAACCAGAUCAAAGUAUGAUGACCAAAGUAUGAAAAAAAUGAGUGUUUCUCCUACGUUGAUCAAGGUUGGUCAGAAAGAUACUGGUCCCCCAUGUCAAACACUUCAGGAUUAUUACGGGAAAAGGGGUGACAUCACCCUAACUCUCAUUUUAAUACACCAAUGGUAACAUGAUAUUCUCUUACCUCAUUUAAAUAAGUACCGCUUUGUAACCAACAUCGGAGAAGGUGUGUUUGUGGAGGGGUGUGGUUUAUACAGCUACUCUACUGGUGCCUGUAAGGUGUCAUCAAAUAUAAUUACAAGUUUACACUAUUCAUCUAUGGUAGAGAUA
Molecule: messenger RNA, 1125 nt
Organism: Oncorhynchus mykiss (rainbow trout)
Lineage: Eukaryota; Metazoa; Chordata; Actinopteri; Salmoniformes; Salmonidae
Source: RefSeq, a predicted model, not a curated record